This is a messenger RNA of Marchantia polymorpha subsp. ruderalis, 1041 nucleotides long. NCBI's taxonomy places the organism in Eukaryota, Viridiplantae, Streptophyta, Marchantiopsida, Marchantiales, Marchantiaceae. The record is from the annotation of a GenBank genome assembly.
GCUUGAAAUCUUUGAAAUUUGACGCUGCAUCGAUGAACAUGGAUGGCACAUUUAGAAUCCGAAUCUGACAUUUUCAAGACGAACAAACAAACGAACGUAAGCCCAGAAGAGUAGGAGAGGCUGAAGCCAGCAGGUGUGGCGAAGGUCUUUACUGAUCUGAGCGUGAAAUCUCGCUACUGCACAUCAGAUGCCAUCCUGAUUAUGACGUGUGGAGCCUAAUCAAGUUGCGUCAAGUCUACGUGACUAUCUUCUACCUCUCUGUACAGAAGUCGCAACCUUGCCACCUUGCCAGCGUUCCAAAGUUCCAAAUAUCUUCCCUCAUUUUGCUUUCGAGGCAAUGGAUGCCCUUGUAGUUGGGCUCAUGUCUGCUGAAUCUGGAAUACGGGUCCAGGUUCUUCAUAGAGAGACUCCAAAUUCCUGAUCUGCCGAAUUGUUCCAGAAGAACGACAAGGAGAAGAAACAAGGCCUGUGCGAUUAUGAGCUGAGAUGCUUGUCUCACAACCAACGACCUGCCACGAACCCGGUGAUGGCAACCAUCAAGGUCGUAGCCACGGUUCCCGGCAACGAGCCUGAUGCUGAUGACACUCCCGUGGGGGCAGGUGCUGGGGCUUCUGCUGCCAGAACUACUCCAACGGUGGAGACUGCCACAGCUGCGAUAAGGACCUUGGCGACAGCUGAUCUCAUCAUGAUGGAAGCCAUUCUCUGUGUGUGUGUGUGUGUAUGUUAGAGAGAGAGAGAUAGAGAGCGAGCUACGCUUUCGGUCAAGUAGAGGUCUCUGUCAGAACUCAGGAGCCAGAAAAAGAUUUGAGAAUGGGGAUUGCAAGAGAUGAUGGAAUCACUGAACCACCACAAUGUAUUAAUACGGAUCACUAAACUGCGAAAGCUUUGUCCACCGAUGCAGAAUCUCAUUUUCCAGAUCGAUCUGUAAUUCAAUCCGUCAGUCUCUUCUGGCAUGUGAUAGUGGCCGCAGCAGUCGACCAAAAUCAACGCCUUUUGUUUCGGGGAUGGGAAACGGACUGACGGAGGUGCACCAGGUGGCGG